Messenger RNA from Chenopodium quinoa (quinoa), 2018 nucleotides. Its product is annotated as pumilio homolog 12-like. NCBI's taxonomy places the organism in Eukaryota, Viridiplantae, Streptophyta, Magnoliopsida, Caryophyllales, Amaranthaceae. The record is from RefSeq and is a predicted model, not a curated record. Bases 1 to 1659 code for a protein of 552 amino acids. Gene Ontology annotation, molecular function: mRNA binding. The transcript has 5 exons. Gene Ontology annotation, cellular component: cytoplasm. Gene Ontology annotation, biological process: post-transcriptional regulation of gene expression.
AUGGACCGUCAAUGGCGUCCUUCUUUUUCUUCCAACCCUCCGUCUUCCUCUUCUCCUUUACAAGAUCAAUUCUCUCGGCUUUCGCUAUCAGGUUCCGCUUCAGCUUCGCAAUUCCCGAACCUCCCUCGCCCUAACAACAAUGAUUCUUAUUAUCAUGAUCUCCAACAACAGUUGAAUAGAAUGCGAGAACUUAUUAUGGCUGCUGCAAAUCAAGAAGUCGUCACUAAUCCACACUACCCGAACCUCAUCAACAACACUGUCCCCGGUUCUUUGUCAGGUUCGGGUUCAGGUUCAGGUUUAGGCUCGGGUUCGGGUUUAGGUUCGGGUUGCGUUCCUCCUUUUGAUUAUUUCGCAAUGCUGCCUCGAAACGAGAUUCAGCCCGUCCUUGGUAACAAUUAUACUAAUAACAAUAAUAGUAAUCAUUACUAUAAUCCUGAUUUUCUGACGCUUCUUUUGUACAACACUUUCCAACAAAAUCUCAGUAAUAAUAAUAAUACUACUACUUGUCAUCAUCGUCGUAACAAUGUUAAUUACAACAAUAAUUAUUAUCCAAGGAGGAACACGAGGGCGACAACGACAGCAACAACGAUAGCAAUCCCUCGAACACGAGGGCUUGUUGGUAGUGUAACCCCGUCGAUGAUGUCGUGGGAAGAGAUCAAGGGAAAAGUUCUGAAAUACGCGAUUGAAAAAGAAUUUAGUCUCAUGAUGAUUAAUAAGUUCGACUUAGGGCAUAUGGAAGGGCUAAAGAUGGUUAUUUCCGAGAUUAAACAGGGUUUAUCUUUAAUCUUGAUGAAUUCUUGUGGUAAUGAAUUCUUUCAUAAGCUAUUGGAUAUACUUGAUCAUCAAGACAUCGUCGAUAUCUUAAAGGCUCUUGUUGCUAAUCAACAUGAUUUUCUUCGCAUUUGCCUUGAUAAUGUUGGGACUAGGGGAGUACAGAAACUACUGAGUUGCUUGGAUUCGGAUAGUCUAGAAGAGAAGGCGAUUGUUAUGAAUGCAAUUAGGGGAGGAGUGGUGGCUCUAGUAAAGAAUAUGAAUGGUUUUCAUGUCUUGAAAGCUUUGACAGAUGUUUAUGAAAUCACUGCGCCUAUACUGAGUGAAGUAGCCGAUCACUGUGUGGAGAUAGCAAUGGAUAGAAGUGGAUGUUGUGUAUUGCAAAACUGUAUACUGGUUCUAUCACCCGAACGUGAUCGUAUCAUUCAUGAAAUUAUUAAUCAUGCCUUGGAGCUAUCUGAAAGCGAUUAUGGAAACUAUGUUGUACAAUAUGUCAUUGGAUUGAAAGAUUUCCACAUUACGCAAGAAGUUCUAAGGGCUUUACAUGGUUAUCUGAUUCGUCUAACUAAGAACAAGUUUGGCAGUCAUGUUGUUGAGAAAUUUUUUAAAGAAGGUCAUGAAGAAUUCGUCGAACCUAUCAUCAGUGAGGUUUUUAAUGAAAAUGAUCACGCAAAUUUUCUUGAGAUUCUUCAACAUCCUACCGGGAACUUUGUUGCUCAAUCUGCUCUACGUAGAACCAAGAUGAUGCACCUUAAGCAUGGAGUGUGUAUGGGGAUGUGCUCGUACCGAAGGCUGGUGGAGCGAAUUUUGGCUAACUACGCGUUUUUGCACAGCCAUGUCCAUGGCAAAAGGGUGUUGUCCCUUAUCAGAUGCCACAGGUUCCGUUGAUUGCAUCGUUCAGCUUGGACCGUGUUUGAUUUUGUGUCAUGUUGUUUGUCAUUGUUUCGAGUAUGUUAUAAUCUUGUGUUGUUUAGGGUGUGCUUGUAGUUUGAGGAUACAAACUUAUGUUUGUUUUGUAGUAUUUUGAUUAGAGUAAAUUCUUAUAUUAGAACCAUAUAUAUGUAUUGAUAUAUGGUCUAUGUGUCUUUCUCUAGUGAUUAUUGUGUCGUUGUUUAGGGAUUAUUGUCAUUUAUUUGGUGUCGUUGUUUAGGGAUUAUUGUCAUUUAUUUGGUGUCGUUGUUUAGGGAUCAUUGUAGUGCUAAUAAAUAUCAUCAUUGUUGAUGAACUAGUGUUCUAUUCAUUCAGAU